AUGUCAACAGUUUCAGUAGCAAUCAUUUUAAAAAGAGCGAGUAAAGUUUAUCAUGAGGGUGAGACUAUCGCGGGAGUGGUAGUAGUGGAAAGUAACAGUGAUGUGAGACAUGAAGGUUUGUCUCUCACCAUGGAGGGGUCUGUCAAUCUACAGCUCAGCACAAAAAAUGUGGGCAUCUUUGAGGCAUUCUCUAACUCUAUCAAGCCUAUAAACCUUAUCAACACAUGCAUUGAGCUGGUGCCACCGGGCAAGAUCCCGUAGGAGUGACAGAGAUUCCAUUUGAGAUGCCACUGCGCGCACGCCAGGCUGUGUCGCCCGGGUACCCAGGCUUGUUGGAAACAUACCAUGGAGUGUUUGUGAAUAUUAUGUACACACUCAAAUGUAACAUGAAGAGAUCAUUUCUGAACAAGCCAGUGAAUGCUAGUUGCCAGUUUUUCGUGCAAUACAGACAGCAAGAUCCGGCGCCGAUGAAGCCGGUUCGGUGUGAGAUCACUCCGGCCAGUAUCCGCGCGGCCGGGGGCGGCUCGCGGCCCAUGCCUCACUUCCAGGUCUACGCAGAGAUACAUUCCACCGUCUGCGCACUCGACAGCCCGCUCACUGGCAAGAUCCGAGUGGACGAGUGCUCGGUGCCGAUCCGGUCGAUAGAGCUGCAGCUGGUGCGCGUCGAGACCUGCGGCUGUGCUGAGGGAUACUCUAAGGAUGCGACGGAGAUCCAGAACAUCCAGAUCGGCGAGGGCGACGUGUGCCGCGCGCGCGACGUGCCGCUGUACAUGGUGCUGCCGCGCCUGUUCACGUGCCCCACCACCACCACGCCGCACUUCAAGAUCGAAUUCGAGCUGAAUAUUGCUGUUAUUUUUGACGACGAUUAUUUGGUAACGGAAAAUUUUCCAAUAUUGUUAUUAAGGAGUAAAUAG
This is a messenger RNA of Spodoptera littoralis (African cotton leafworm), 914 nucleotides long. Lineage: Eukaryota; Metazoa; Arthropoda; Insecta; Lepidoptera; Noctuidae. The record is from the annotation of a GenBank genome assembly.